Nematolebias whitei (Rio pearlfish) is the source of this 536-nucleotide messenger RNA. It is a transcript of the gene pclaf, whose product is annotated as PCNA clamp associated factor. The record is from RefSeq and is a predicted model, not a curated record. The transcript is spliced from 4 exons. Gene Ontology annotation, cellular component: nucleus. Gene Ontology annotation, biological process: translesion synthesis; regulation of cell cycle. Gene Ontology annotation, molecular function: chromatin binding. Lineage: Eukaryota; Metazoa; Chordata; Actinopteri; Cyprinodontiformes; Rivulidae. Bases 101 to 451 code for a protein of 116 amino acids.
CCAUCCGCUCUUCGCUUUAAACCAAGGCGGGAGCUUUGCUCCGUCAUUUUUCGAUCGGUAUAUUUGGUGGUGACUAGUACACGCACGGAUCGGUGCCAAUAUGGUGAGAACUAAAGCCGAUAGUGUUCCCGCAUCGUACAGAAAAGCCGUUGCAGCUGCUGCACCCAGGAAGUCUCUGGGUUCCAGUUCAGCCAACUCUUCAUCGUCCAGCAGCAGCUCGUCCACUCCAGCAAAGGGCAAAUACGCCGGUGGGAACCCGGUGUGCCCCCGUCCCACCCCGACCUGGCAGAAAGGCAUCGGGGACUUCUUUGGCGGGCCUCCUAGGAAGCCAGAGAAGGAGAACCAGAGGCCCCAAGAGGUUGAGGAUGACGAAGAGGCUGGAGGCAGUGGGAUGUCGAAGAGCAGCAGGAAGUCCAGACCUCUGCCAGCUGACGAGGAUGAAGACGACUGAACGUUGUUCUGUGAACUUCUUUUGUACAUCUGUAAAUAUUUUCUAUUGAAUUAUUUCUGUAAAGUUCAUUAAACUUGUUUUUAAU